Messenger RNA from Scomber japonicus (chub mackerel), 2164 nucleotides. RefSeq names its product leucine-rich repeat-containing protein 15. The transcript is spliced from 3 exons. Gene Ontology annotation, cellular component: extracellular matrix. NCBI's taxonomy places the organism in Eukaryota, Metazoa, Chordata, Actinopteri, Scombriformes, Scombridae. Gene Ontology annotation, molecular function: protein binding. Bases 95 to 2164 code for a protein of 689 amino acids. The record is from RefSeq and is a predicted model, not a curated record.
AAGAUAACUAAUUAGACUGCGCUUGUUUGUGUUUCUUCACUGCUGUAAUUACCUUCUACUUCAUCCUGGGACAGGAAAUAAUUAGAGAAUAAGCAUGGGAAGAGGAGAAAUCAUCAUUCUUUUUCUGUCUUUACUGUUUGACUCUGCAUUGACACAAGGCACAUGUGAAAAUCAGCCUGAUUGCCUGAAAGAGAACCAAUAUGUUUUUGGUAAAGAUGUAACAGAAAUUCCACCCAGUCUGAGAGAAGGUGUGACAGAGGUUUUCUUUUUGGAAAGCAGCAUCACAACAAUCUCCAAAGGAGCCUUUGCUAGCAACCCCCAGCUAGAGAAGGUGGAAUUCAUGAACACUAAAACAGAAAAUAUUGAACCAGGAGCUUUUGAAGGUUUGGUAGACAUCAAGAAUAUCGAGAUCUCCAACAAUCCAUUAACUUCAAUCCCAGUGGGAGUCUUUAAAGACCUCAGCAACCUGGAGAAACUUCUACUAAAGCUCAACAAGAUCCGUAGUCUGGAGAAAGGCCUGUUUGAUGGUCUUAAAAAAUUAAAAGAGCUCCAGUUACAUAUAAACGAGAUCGUCUCAAUUGAAGAUGGGACAUUUGAUGGUCUUGAGAGUCUUACGAGCCUCCAUUUAGGUAAAAACAAUCUCUCAGAUGUGCCCGUUAAUUUGUUCUCGGACCUUAACAAACUGGUCAUACUAAGGCUUUACGACAAUCAUCUAACCUCAAUUCCUGAGGAACUUUUUCAUAAUUUGCCAAACUUGAAAGAAAUUGGCUUGAGCGGGAACAAAAUAAGAGAAUUAUCACCAAAUCUAUUUCCACAUAAAGAAAAACUGAAUAAGCUGCUGUUGGACAAUAACCUUCUGACGAGUUUACCUCAAGAUUUUUUUGUUGGCUUCCCACAGCUUAAAACGCUCACUCUACAUAAAAAUGAACUGAGUAGUCUUCCGCUUUUUGGAGAAAUGCCUAAACUGACUGAAUUCAGCCUUAGUCAAAACAAUCUUAAGAGUCUUCCUGAAGGCAUAUUCCGCCAUCUGAAGAAACUGAAGAAGCUAGACCUUUCUAAAAAUCAGUUAGCCACUUUGUCUGCUGAACACUUGGAAGGCCCAGAGAAACUCACAGAACUGAAUCUCCUGAACAACACAAUAAUGGCACUGGAUGAAGAUGUGUUUGUAAAUCAGAAAUCACUUGCGACAGUCAAUCUACGUCACAACAACCUCCAGACACUUCCCGGGGAUAUUUUUGAGCCAUUAGAGAAACUCAAAAAGCUUUACCUCAGUGACAACCCUUGGCACUGUGACUGUAAUCUGAUAGACUUUCACCGCUGGAUAAUGGCAAACUUACCCAAGAUUGAAAAAGAUUCUCCUGUGGUUUGUGAGUAUCCAGACAACCUAAAAGGACAGGAAAUCAAAUCAGUGAUGGAGGAUCAAUUGAUUUGUCCCACCAUUGCCCCGACAACUCUACCUCCCACAACCACUACACCUCUCACAACCACUACACCUCUCACAACCACCACAGCCACCACUGCACCUCCCACAACCACCACACCCACCACUACACUUCCAACUACAGAACAAUCCACCAUUAUGCUUACUACCAUAACACCAACAACCCCUACUCUGCCAACAACCACACCCACAACAACUGUAGCUACCACACACACAACCAUUUUAACAACGUCACCUACCACCGCUGUAAGAACUGCACCAAUGACCACAAUAGCAACAACUGCACCCACAACCAGUAUAACAACAGCUACAUCUGCAACAAUUAGAAGCACAACUACACCCACAGCAAUGACCACAGAGACACCCACAACCACCACUCUCAGGACUACCCAACCCACCACAGCCUGCAGAACGACUACUCCACAGACCACUCCAGUGAUCUUCGCCUGUCCCAUUAAGCCAUCCACUAAGGCACUGUCAUCUGCUUUUACAUAUCAGGACAGAUCAAAACUUCAGCAAUGCAAAUCUCAGAUGAUGUUCUACACUGCACUGCUGGUGGUGCAGAUCACCUGCACACUGGUGUUGGCAAAGGUUGCAAUUUCUCUUUACUGCCUGAUGCAGAGCCGGGAGAGGUUGUCCAACAGGGUGAAACUCACUCGCUUCUCCCACAGGAGAGAGGUUGUCCUUAGGCCUCUACAAGAAACAGAGACCCAAAGACUUUAA